Molecule: messenger RNA, 375 nt
Organism: Podospora pseudocomata
Lineage: Eukaryota; Fungi; Ascomycota; Sordariomycetes; Sordariales; Podosporaceae
Exons: 3
Coding region: 1-375 (124 amino acids)
Source: RefSeq, a predicted model, not a curated record
AUGUUUAGGAUCUUGACGUUUAUGGGCUUAUUUGAAAGUUAUGCUCAAAUUCAACCUGCCGACCAAUCCAAAGUUGACCAUGGCAUCGGUAACUACAGGGCCGAGAGAGAUUCCACCUCAAGAAAGAAGCAGGAAGAUCUUGAAGCGUCUUGUUUAAAGCGGGACGGGUACCGCUGUGUACUUAGAGGGGCUUAUCAGGAACAGUACUUCAUGACCCAACUGUCCGCACAUGAGAAGACGAGACAGUAUUGGGAGGAGCACACUGUGGCACACAUAUUGCCACACGUACUUGGGGAAUUUGACGAGAAAAACGUUGAAGAGAAUGGCUGUAACAUGAUGGGCUUUUUGGCGUUAUUUGGCAUCAUCAAUCCCUAA